AUGCCACGGGCCCAUGAACAGGAUGAUGCUGAUGAGCUAUAUCAGAACAACUCCUUAUCUUGGCUGGCAUGUGGUGCCCUCUCACUCCUUGCCAACGGCUGGAGCAUCCUGAGCCUAGCAAGCCGUGGAGGCAGUGGCCAACGUCCGCGCCCUUUGGAGCUUCUUCUCUGUCUUCUAGCUGGAACUCAUUUGUUGAUGGCAGCUGUGCCUCUGUCCUUGUUCUCUGUGGUACAGCUCAGACGUAGACACUCACCGGGUUACGAAUGGAAUGAGGGUCUCUGCAAGGUAUUUGUGUCAACGUAUUACACGCUGGCAUUGUCUACGUGCCUAACUGUGGCAUGCCUCUCCUAUCACCGGAUGUGGAUGGUCCGGUGGCCUGUCAGCUACCGACUGGGUGGUGCCCGGAGACAAGCUCUGCAGGGGGCACUUGGUAUCUGGGCUGCCUCGUUUGUUUUGUCUACACUCCCUUCCAUUGGUUGGCAUGACAAUGCACGACGGUUUUACACACGUGGGUGCCAUUUCCUAGCGAGUCGCAUUGGUUUGGGAUUUGGGCUCUGUUUUCAACUGCUGCUCUUGGGUGGGGUGGGUACAGGGUUAGGGUGUCUUGGGGUGACUUUGUACCAUGCUUGUUGUUGCCCUGCAUCUGGGCAGAGAGGGGCGAGUGAAGGAGGCCCCGAGGGAAAGCUGGAAGUUCCAGCCAUCGUGGUGCAGGACGCCCAGGGAAAGAGGCGCUCAUCACUGGAUGGGUCAGAGUCACCACGGACAGCAGCACAGGUCACCGGACUGGUUGGGGGAAUUGUCCUGCUGUAUGAUGCCCUGACUGGGCUACCAAUACUGGUAGGUUUUGCAGGGUUUAAGAUGGGUUCUAUAGUGUGAGAUAACCAGAAUUAUGGAGUGAGAAUUGUGGAAAUCAAUUUUAGUGAGGCAGAGCUUAGCAAACUAUAUCAGGGUGGGUAGAUGUGUAGAUAUCAGAAAGGGUGUUAUUGAGUUAGAUUUGUAAAAAUCAGAGAUAGGGAAAUAAUCCUAGGGAGCUAGAGCUGUAAAAACAGUGUUAGAUUUCUUUCUGAAAAUAAUUACUGUUGUGCAUCACGUGCAUAUUUCAAUUUGGACUUUCGGCACAGAAACUUGACAAACGAACAAAGACAGGCAUUGUGUGCCAGACUUCCCCAGGCAUUUAUUCAGGUACCCUUAGCAAUGGGUUAUCAAUCAAAACAAUUGAUUAAAAUCCAAAAGGACCAGUUUCAACCUUUAAAGUCUCAUCAGCAUAGUCAAGUUGAAGGCUCUCUGAUACAGUGGCAGAGCCAGAGACUGAUCUCGGGAGGGGCACUUUUAUAUUAUUUAAAUAAAUAAUCCAUGCACAAUAACCACUACAGCUCUGUGUAGUGGUUAUGGUGCCGGGACCCCCUCCCAGAGUAAGUAGUCAAACCAUUUAAUAACAAUUUGACAACUUACCUGGGAUCUGCUGGGAUAUGGGGCUGUAGUAGGGCAUAGGAGCAGUGGUGUAACGUGAGGGGUGCAGUGUGUGUGUGUGUGGGGGGGCAGUGUGUGUAUGGGGGGCAGUGUAUGUGUGUGUGGGCAGUGUAUGUGUAUGGGGGGGUAGUGUAUCUGUGUGGGGGGGCAGUGUAGGUGUGUGGGGGGGCAGUGUAUGUGUGUGGGGGGGCAGUGUGUGUGUGUGUGGGCAGUGUGGUCCUCUCUCCCUCCACCGCCGCCUGCCAGCACGGUGCCUGCGGACUGGGGAGGGAGAUCUGUGAUCUCCCCUCCGGUCCGCAGGCACAUUGCAGGGCUGGCACUUGGAUAAUGCCAGCCCAGCAUUAGCUGGCAGGGGAGAAUCUCGGGGAGGGUAUUGCCCCCUGGAUCCGCCAAGGCUCUGAUAAAAUAAAAAUAGGUGCCAAAAAGUUUGUGGUGAGUCCAAACACCCCACAGCACAAACAGAAAAUAAUACUGUUGUGCAACACUUGCAUAUCUCAAGUUAUAUUCUGGAGAGUCCCCCCUGGACACAGAAAAUUGGGAAAUCAUGUUUCCACAACUAUCCCAGAGUCCCCAGCUUGACAUUCAAAAGAACACAGAAAAGCUUCAUGUUCUAGACUGCCCCUUGUAUUUCUGCAGGUACCGGGUGUUUCUAUUUGAACCAGGUUCCAGGUAUGGUAGAAACCAAGGUUGGUGAUUAGUGGUUGGUAUUAAUCUGUGAGAGUGAGUUGGGUACAUAAAUCAGAGAUUGGGUUAGUAAACCAGAUAUAACUAGCAGAGUUAGAUUUGAAUAAAAAAUACUAGUGAAUUUAACUUUAUUGAAAUAGUGUUAGUAAGUUAUAUUUAUAAUACAAUCUAAUUGAGAAUUGGUUUAAUAAUCCAGAAGCAUUGAAUUAACUCUACAUAAACAGUGGCAGCGACAUACAUUUAAUAACCCAUAUUAGCAGGUUUCUAUAGUAAGAUGGGCUGAGUUGAUUUUUACCCUCCUUUGUUCUCUUAUACUGCUCUCAGUUCUCUCAUACCUCUUUCAGCCCUCUCAGUCAUCUCGUACUCCUCACUGUCCUCUCUUACCCCUCUCUAUCCCCUCAUACCCCUUUCUGUACCUUAAUAACCCUCUUAGCCCUCUGAUUCCCCAUUCUGUCCUCUCUUACCCCUCUCUGUCCUCUCGUACCCCUCUCUGUCCACUCAUUCUGCUCUCUGUCCCCUCAUACCCCUCUCUGUCUCUUAAUACUCCUCUUUGCCCUCUCAUAUCCCUCUCUGUCCUCUCUUACCCCUCUCUGUCCUCUCUUACCCCUCUCUGUCCCCUCAUACCCCUCUCAGUCCACGCAUUCUGCUCUCUGUCCUCUCUUACCCCUCUCUGUCCCCUUAUACCUCUCUCUGUUCUCUCGUACCCCUCUCUGUCCCUAAUACUCCUCUCUUUCACCUCUCUGUCCUCUAUUACCCCUCUCUGUCCUUUUGUAACCCUCUUAGACCUCUCAUACCCAUCUCUGUCCACUUAUUCUGACUCGCUUUUCCCUCAUACCCCUCUCUAUCCACUUAUUCCCCUCUCUGUCCACUCAUUCCCCUCUCAAUCCUCUCUUACCCCUCACUAUCCUCUCUUACCCCUUACUAUCCUCUCUCACCCCUCUCUUUCCACUCAUACCCCUCUCUGUCCACUCAUACCUCUGUCUUUCCACUCAUUCCCCUCUCUGUCCCCUCAUUCACCUCUCGGUCCCCUCAUACCCCUCUCUGUCCACUCAUACCUCUCUCUGUCCACUCAUUCUGCUCUCUGUCCACUCAUACCUCUCUCUGUCCACUUAUUCUGCUCUCUGUCCACUCAUGCCACUCUCUGCCCCCUCAUGCCUCGCUCUGUCCACUCAUACCCCUCUCUGUCCCCUCAUACCCCUCUCUGUCCCCUCAUGCCUCUCUCUGUCCACUCAUUCUGCUCUCUGUGCCAUCUUAUACUCUUCUCUAACUUCUAAUACCCUUCUGUGUCCUCUCAUCCAUCUCUUUAUCCCACUAUGCCCUGUCUUAGAAUCGAUGUGUCCAUUUAUACCCCUCUCUGUUCUCUCUUAUAAUCUCUGUGUCCUCUCAUUAUCCUCUCUGUCCCCUCUCACACCCUCUGUGUUCUCUCAUAGCCCUCUCUGUCCUCUCUUGUACCCCCUGUGUCCUGCCAUGCCCUUCUCCCUGUCCUAUCCUCUUAUAUUUCACACUUUCCCUUCACAGCCUUUUCGGAACUCUGUCCUCUGGUCCUCUUUCCCUGUCCUUUGACCCCCUCUCUCUGUUCUUGUACACCCCUCUCUGUUCUCUGAUGCAUUUUCUCUGUCGACUCAUAUCCCUCUCUGUCCUCUCAUAUGCCUCUAUGUCCUCUUUUAGUCCUCUCUGUACUCACAUAUCCCUGCGUGUCCUCUUAUACCCCUCUUUGUUCUCUUAUACCUUUUUGUGUCCUCUCAUACCCCUCUCUGUUCUCUUACACCCCUCUAUGUCCUCUUAUAUCCAUCUCUGUUCUCUCAUUGCCCUCUCUGUUCUCUAAUACCCCUCUAUGUCCUCUUAUAUCCAUCUCUGUCCUCUCAUUGCCCUCUCUGUUCUCUAAUACCCCUCUAUGUCCUCUUAUAUCCAUCUCUGUUCUCUCAUUGCCCUCUCUGUUCUCUAAUACCCUUCUAUGUCCUCUUAUAUCCAUCUCUGUCCUCUCAUUGCCCUCUCUGUUCUCUAAUACCCUUCUAUGUCCUCUUAUAUCCAUCUCUGUCCUCUCAUUGCCCUCUCUGUUCUCUAAUACCCCUCUAUGUCCUCUUAUAUCCAUUUCUGUCCUCUCAUUGCCCUCUCUGUUCUCUAAUACCCUUCUAUGUCCUCUUAUAUCCAUCUCUGUUCUCUCAUUGCCCUCUCUGUUUUCUAAUACCCCUCUAUGUCCUCUUAUAUCCAUCUCUGUCCUCUCAUUGCCCUCUCUGUUCUCUAAUACCCCUCUAUGUCCUCUUAUAUCCAUCUCUGUCCUCUCAUUGCCCUCUCUGUUCUCUAAUACCCUUCUAUGUCCUCUUAUAUCCAUCUCUGUCCUCUCAUUGCCCUCUCUGUUCUCUAAUACCCCUCUAUGUCCUCUUAUAUCCAUCUCUGUCCUCUCAUUGCCCUCUCUGUUCUCUAAUACCCCUCUAUGUCCUCUUAUAUCCAUCUCUGUACUCUCAUUGCCCUCUCCCUUACCUGUAAUACUCCUGUAUAUAACAUCUCAAACACCUUUACUGGCACUGCAUUUAUUUAUUCCAUCUCUUUCUUCAUUUGUUUGCCCCUGCUAAUGUCCUCUUUCUAUUGCCUCAUACAUCGAUCUGCCCUAUUAUACUAUCUCUCAAGCCUCACUUACCCCCCUGGCCUCUCAUAUUUCUCUAUAUCCUCCUCUUAGAUCUCUCUUGGCAUUUAUACUUCUCUCUCUCUCCUCUACCCUGCACUAUUAUUUCAUACUCCCCCACUUACCUCUCAUACCCCUUACAGUCAAGCCCUACAGUCACCAUCUCUAACAGAUGUUAAAGCUAGUUCCUAUAUGUAUCAGUUAACAUGUACAAAAGCUGUGAUAUCAGUAAUUCACAAUUAUAAUAUACUCAUGCAAAUGAUUGUGAGAGUGAAUACAAUGGCAUGCCCAAUAUAGAGGUCUUUAAAGCAUACUACAAUCCAACAUCUGUUGGGCUUUUAUAGAAAUUCGGGCUAAUCUUGGCCAGAUGUUUAUGAACUCCAAUACCCAUGAUGCUAAGUCAGUUUGAAGGCUGUUUUAUGUGACUACAGCUUACUUAUGUGAUACACAUCAAAUCAUUCGAUUUCAAUAACGCACUCUGCAAGAAACAAUUUAAUGAGGCUCUCCACGAAUAGAACCAUGACUCCACGUAGUAAAAGCAACGCCAUCUGGUGCAUUCAGUAAAUGUAAAAUGUACAGAUAUACUAAAUGAUAUCCUUGCAUGGGGUGUUCAUUCAUUUAAUCAUAUGUAGCUCUCAAAUAAACAUUUUCUAUUAUAAAAUAUAAAGAACAAAAUCAUCAAGAAAUAUAUAAUAUAUAUAAAAAUAUAUGUCAGUAUCUCAUUUUAAAUCAUUUAGAACCUUACUAAAUUAUUAUGACAAGGGUGGUGAUAAAUAUCUGCUUGGAGACUGCCCUGAAUCAAUCGCCAUCAUACCUAAAACAGUCAUGUUUUUUUUGUUUUUAGAGAAUUGGCAUAGGAAUUGCAAAUCAUAUGCUAAAAUAACUGAGCUGAAUAAAAAGCUGAAUAGAAAUCUUUUUUCAAUGUGUAUUUUUACCUAAAUCAUGCGACUCCUUUGUCAGUUCUCUACCGUUCACAGUUCAGUGAAUAAACCCCACAUAGUUAUCUGUCACAUAAAACUAAUCCCAAUUCCAGCUUUUGUGCCAGAGACCCAGCAGGAGAUUUAGUGUGACCUGUUAAAACUCUUUGAUGCAUCUCUUCUUUUCAAUUACCAAAAUGUUGGCUUCUUUAUUUUUUAUAGGAGGGCUAUAGUGAAACUACUAGGGGUGAAUGACCAGCACAGUACAAAUUAAUGGAAAAUAUGUGGGGUAUUUGGUGGUAUUUUUUAUGACAGUAGUUCAGCGUUGAAAGAAAAGGAUUAAAGGCCGCUGACUGUCCAAGCUAUCAGAAGCUAAACCCGUCACUACCACAAAUCAUAUGAAACCCUAUUGGAUGGCUCUAAGGUCUCUAUUAUUAUUAUUGUUAUUAUGUAUAAAGUGCCAAUAAAUUCUGUAGAGCUGUACAAUGGGUGGACUAACAGACACGUAUUUGUAACCAGACGGAACAUAGGGUGUCGAGGGCCCUGCUAAAAUGAGCUUACAUGCUAGAGGGAAUGGGGUAUAGUGACAUCAGAGGUAAGAGAAGAAGGCUAGGCUGCUAGAAUAGUAUUCAUGGAGGGCUUUGUGGUUUUUUGUUUUUUUAUGACAGUUGCAGGAGAGGGAUUGAAGUGCUGUUAGGGAAAGCUAUUAACUGUUUAAUUGAUAUGCUUUCCUGAAGAAGUGAGUUUUCAAUGAUUUUUUUAAGGAAUGGAGCCUGGGUGAGAGUCUAACGGAGAAGGGUAGGAAUUUCCACAGGAACGGUGCAGCCCUAGAGAAGUCUUAUAGAUGAGCAUCACAGGUGGGAGUACAAAUAGAGGAUAGACACCCAUAUUAUUAUUAUUUUUUAUUUCUUUUUAUUUAUAUAGCGCCAGCAAAUUUUAUAGCGCUAUAUGGGACAUAGCUGUGUAUUAUGGAGGAAAGGUUGGUAGAAGCAGCGUUAUAUCGAGGUUUGUAGGCAAGUACCAGUAUUUUAAAUUGAGCCCUAUUUAUUACAGGAAGCCAAUGUAGACACUGACAGAGGGGGAGGUGUGGGUGGACAGAAAGAUGAGCCUCGCCUCCGCUUUCAUUAUAGACUGUAACAGGGCAAGUUGGGAACAAGUAAGACCACUGAGAAGCAGAUUGCAGUAGUCAUGCUGAGAGAGGACCAAUACCUUAGCUGCAUAUAUAAGAAAUGGUGGAAGUGCACUCAACCCUUUAUCCAGGAAUCUGGUGCUCCAAUGGAUAAGUCCCAGUACCAAGAAAGGACCAAAUAUAAAAUUAUUAAUAGUAGAAAGUAAUCCAGGCACUCCAAUGAAUUCCAAAAUUAUAGGCAAUUUAUUAGAACCAGGAACUACACAGCAACGUUUCAACCCCUCAGGGUCUUUAUCAAGCUUGCAACGUUUCAACCCCUCAGGGUCUUUAUCAAGCUUGCAACGUUUCAACCCCUCAGGGUCUUUAUCAAGCUUGAUAAAGACCCUGAGGGGUUGAAACGUUGCUGUGUAGUUCCUGCUUCUAAUAAAUUGCCUAUAAUUUUGGAAUUCAUUGGAGUGCCUGGAUUACUUUCUACUAUUAACAAUACCUUAGCUGCAUCAGGCGUUACAUAGGGGUGGAUGUGCUAUGUGUUUUUGAGAUGGAAGCAGCAGCAUUUGGCGAUCAACUGGGAAAUGAGGGGUGAAGGUGAGGUUGGAGUCAAAGAGAACAGAUAUAUAACAAGUGGUGACCCAAUAUUGUAAUCCUUCAAACAGAUUGAGUCGUUAGUAUUAAAGGAGGGCCUAAUCCUUAUUAAUCCAAGUCUCCUAUUCCCAUAUGUCUCACCUAUCUCUGGGUACCCAUGGAGCCAGGAGAUUUCAAAGCCGUGGCCAUCUAAAAAUGAUUAAAGAAAUAGGGGUAAAUAAGGAAAUAUAUUAAUUUUAAUAUUAAUUUGUGUUUCAGAAACGGAGGUGGGUUUGUUACUUAUUAACUCGGUGGUCCAAAGUUUGACCUCUCCUAGCCCAGUGCAUAUGCAAUGCCUAUGCAUUGGCACACACAAUGGGAUGAAUAGGCAGGGGUAUUCAUUGACCCUUGCUACUGUUGCUAAUGUUAAUAUAUAAAUAAUGCCCAACAUAUUACUAGACAACCUAUUCUUUCUAGUCUUACUCAGUUAUGCCCUCUAGUGGUUUCAAGCCUAUGUUUAUGAGCAAGCCUUAAUAGGAGUGCCACUGUCUGUCCUCUCGAGUUCUAAUACAAACUCCUUUCAUUUAUUAAUGCUUUGUUUAAUUCUUGUCCUAAAUAGCUUCUUAAAUGAAUAAAUACAUCAUUAUUAUUAAUUUGUUCAAUUAUGCUUACCUGGCAAAAUUAUUUUAGAUUCUGUAAUUGCAUUUUAGCGAUUUAAUACGCUUAGCUGAAUGUUUUCUAUCAUUGGUCUUUAGAUUAGUUGUAUCUGUUUGUCUUAACAAAAAGAUCAAUUUCAAUCUAUUGUUCCUAAAUCGUUGUACCUGUGUGGCUUUGUUCUUUCUCCAUAUAAAUCAUUGUAGACGUAAUCCAGGGAGAGAUGGAAUUAAGGUUUUUCUAGUAACAGAUUACAUGGAAUUAAGAUCUUCCAGUAACAAAUUCAUUCUUCCCCAACAAUUCCCAGAACACAGUGAACAUACUAUGAAAUAUCUGUAAGGCUAAACCAUAGACUGUUAGGGUAUAUGGAGUACACUUUGGAAUCCAUUAGGCUAAGUGGAGUCUAUGAUGUACAAUUAUAUUUUCAAACAAGAAGUACUACAUUUAAAUUACUAGAUUUAGCACGUUUAAUAAUGCCAUUCCAUGAUUUAUAUGAAUUAAUACUGGCUCAGUAUUCCCCCGUCAGAUCACUUUAUGUGCAACUAACAGACACAAAUACUCUAUUUCUACCAUGAAAAAAGUACAGAAAUUUUAGGUAUCAACCUCUGUUACCCAUGUAAAAAAUAUACCAUAUGUAGCCAAUGUAUUACCAAUAUUAUAACAGAUAAUAAUAUAACCAAGGUAUAACCCAUAUAAUAACAGGUUAUAAUAUACCUGUAUGCAGCCAAGGAUUCACCAGUGCUAUAAAAUAUUAUAUAAUAUAUAACCCAGGAAUGACCCAUAUUAUAAGUAAUAUUAUAACUGGUAUUACGGUUAUAAGAUAAAGUAAUACAGGUAUUCCCCAGAGAAUACACAAGUUAUAUAAAGUAAUAACAUAAUAGUUGUAAGCAAUGCUAUUUCUGACAUUUAUCUGAAUAUAAAUAGUAUUUUGUAAAUGUGCUCUGAUGGUCUUUAAUUAUAAUCAUGGGUCCGCUCUUGUCAAAUUAGUUGGCACACAUCAAGAUUGUCCAUGCUUGCCCAGUGGGUCCACACCUGCCCUUAAUGUGAGCACAGCAGGAUUAAUUGAUAACUUCUUUAGAAUUUAAAGAUAAGGAACAGUAACGUUCAUGUUGAUUAAAUGCAUUUCUGCAAAUUAACAUAUAGUAUUGUCUUCUAAAUGUGGAAAAAGCUCAGUAUUCCCUUCUAUGUCCAAAGGUAGAUCUACCUUAAAUCACUGAAAGGUUGCCUGGAAUUUGAACCCUCCAGCCUUCCACGGGUUCCAAACUACAAAUUAUUCAGAAUUCUCUGCCAGCUGCUAGUUCCAGCUAACAGUAUUUCAACAACAUUUAGAGUAAGGAUGCCUAAUAGGUAGAUCCCUACAACUCUCAUGAUGUUUUGCAUGCCUUUAGAAUGACAAAUCCUCAUGGAAGCUGUAGUUUUAAAACAUCUGGAGAUCUGGGCAGUUAGAGGAACAAGUUUGAAAAUAUGAGGGUUAAACCAGCCACCCUGUAAAGUUCUUUCUUUCUUUCUUUCUUCCUUUCUUUUUCCUCUGUAAUGUUUAAUAAAUCCAAUACGAGCUGUCCUUAGUUCCAUUCACAUCAUGAUUCAAAGUUACAUCCUGUACAGGGUUUUUCGUUAAAGUGGACAAAAAUAACAAGACUAAAGGGUCAGGACAAUCCUAGGAGUCAAGAGGGUAAUAUGGGCAUAACCCAGUUUCAGAAUCUAAUAAUGAAAAAAGUGCUAGUGUUAGUGAAUAAAGCACUAGCUCCCUAUGCGUACCCUAUGGAUAGCUAGCUGCUUCAAGGCAACUGUAAGUUAAGAAUAUCUGGCUAGAUAGAAAACCCUAUUAAAAGAACUUGCCUAACAGCAGCGUCUUACUCGACAUGCCUUUCGGCACUAUGUUGCGCCUUUACCAAGAGUGUGAUUUCGGCACUUGGGUUUCACCCUUGAAAAACUGCUCUAGUUAUUCGUCAAAUUCAAAAGUCAAAGUGGAUUUCCAAAUUCCAGAGAAAAUAGCCAAACUGGAAAAUUUAUCCAGUUAAAUGUGUUUUUGGUCUGGUUAUUUUGGCCUUAAAGUUGAAUUGUGUUAGAUUUCACUCAAAAUCCAUAUUAAAAUAAUCCAAUUUCUCAAUGGCGAGAUUGAAUAGGUUUUGGAUACAUAUUACUUGCUUUGAGGUUGCACUUGUCUAAUUGUAUUUGCUGUAGAAAAUAUUGUUUGAUACACGUUACCUGACGAUACAUUUCUUGAUCACAUGCCAGAUCAAUUUAAAUGAUUACAUACAAAGAGUUUGUUUGACAAUGUCAAUAGGGUCACACUGUAAUGAUUUACUGACUAGCAGAAUAAAUCAGAGAGUAUCCAAGUCACAUCUAUUAUUACCCAAUCGCAUCUUUUCAGUCUUUAUACUGUUUUACUAAUCUCUACCCUGGGUUACUAUACUGUACGCUUAUUUCGCUCUGGUCUGGAUUCUUCCCAGGCUUCCUCAUUCCCCAUUAUGUACUGUGUUGCCAUCUUUGUUCUUUUUUCUCACAUUUCCUUUUUUGGCCACAUUUUGCCUUUCUGAUCUGGGAUUUUACCCUCUCUAUACUGUUUUCCCACCAUCAGCACUCUUGUACCCCUCUGUGUCCUUUUUUCCAUAUCUGGUCCUAUUUUGCCUUUCUCUGUCCAUCUUUUGUGUCUUAUCCCACCCUGUAUUCCCAAACUCUCUCCAAUCUAGCCUCUGAGUUCUUUUUUACCUUCUCUGUUCCCUAGAAUUGUCCUAUUUUAGCGCUCAUAUUCCAAUUUUCUUUCCCUAUUUUACUUUGCCUCUCUGUGUCCUCUUUUGUCAUUGUUAGUCUUGUUUUUGCCAGCACUCCUUCUCUAGCCUGAUUUACAACUCUUUGUCCUAUCUCAAGAAUCUCAUUCAUUGUAUUCCUUAUUUACGCUCUUCUCUUUAUUCUUCCUCACAUCUGUUUUAAUUAUUGUAACACUUAUGUUAACAAUCCCUUUCACAUAAUUGGUAGUUUUGCAGCAUAGACUGCUGUGGAACUGUUAACUUCAGAAUCUCUGCUGAGAGCAAAAAAUAGGAGCUGCUGGUCUGGUCUUGAUUGGGACAUUGAUAUACCAAGAUGGAGCCUUGCAAGAGCAGAGCUAUAGAUAUGGCAUAGAGCCUGGCAUAAGGAGAGCCUUAUUCAUAGUAUAGAGCCUGGCAUGGCUUAGCUUGAGUCUGAGACAUGGCAUAAAGAAUAGAUCUAGAGAAAUGGCACAGGCAUAGAGCCUAGCAUGGGUAUUAUCCUAUAGCAGGUGUAGGCAACCUAUUAGAUGUCCUUUUUUUAUUUUAAUUUUUUUAUUGAGGUGAGUAUGUUGAAAUAUUCUGCUUGUUUCAUUUAUGGGUGCUGUAGUUGCUGUGUAAAGAUGUAUAUGUGGGCUGUUAUAUUGUAUAUGUUCAUGAGAAGUUUGUGUGUAGAUGACAAAUCACAUUGUGUUUGGUGGUGUAUGUAUGUGUGGGGCUGCUUGUGGUAUUGCAUAUGAGAGGCUGCUUGUGGGAUUGUGUGCGUGUAUGUGGAUUGUCAGUGGUGUUGUUUGUUUGGACUGUGUAUGUGUUUGUAUUUGGGCUGUUUGAAUUAUUUGUAUGGAGUUGAGGCUUAUUUUGCAGCUCUGUCGGCUGGCCAGGUACAGGUCAAGGGCAGGAGCUGAGAUAGCUGAUGUGGGCUGCUAUACUCCAGGGUAGAUUCCAGUUCAUAAGUGCUUGGAUGAAGUGAUCUGAGAUCAACUGCAUUGCAUAAAUUGUAGAUUGAGCAUAACCACUGUGACAAACACCCUGUGGUCUGGUUGUUUGCCACGAGCUCCUGGAGGAGCAUGCUAGCCAACCUCCUGCCCCAGGAUUAUGGACCAUACAAAAAACCCUGUAAACUACUCUGUUCGUGUGAUUUCGGACUAUGUUGUUCGGGAACUGAACAACAGCAUGAACCAGAGACCACCAGGGAGCUUGUUACGCCCAACUGACACCUUGUUAAUAGUUCCACCACAGUGUUCUAAUUGUUUGUCUGGGUGGCCGCAAUUCGUAUGAACGACCAGAAGGUGGGGGCUAUCUUGUUCACGUGAACGCAGGCAUCAGUGUUUGGUCGUCGUGUUCAUGGAUCUAAAAUUGGACACAGAAACUCCUGAACACUUAUACGACUUAGAAGGGCACUGUUAAGUGGAAACGUUCCCACGAACAAGGUGAACGAGCUCCAGGGUAGAACUAUGGAUUCUGUUCGGUUGUUUGUUCAUUUUUAAACUACCGAACUUGACUGGCCUGUAUCACUGAUUUCAUGGAACUGUUUUGGGCAUAGGACCAUGUACAUGGUCGGUCAAAAUUAUGACUUCCAGGGAAAUUCCGAACCCCUGAAAUGAUCUGGGUGAUUUUUGGAUAUGUUGGUCAUCCAGAUCGGGGCUCUCAGGGGAUAUAACGUUUGUGGGAUUUUUAUGUGUUUUAAAGGUAUUUUGGGAGUUUUGUAAUAUUGUGUGUUUUUCUGUGCCUGGAGAUAAUUGAGUUAUAUCAGUUCCUGACUCGAUUAUCUCUCAGGCACAGAGAAGGAGUUUGUAACUUGUAAUUAGUCCUCUCUCAGGUCCGGGAGAGGGAUUAUCCUGUUUGUGUGGGAGUGUCAGGGGCGUGCUUAUCUGUGUCUGAAAUUGUAUAAAAGCAGGCCAUCUGGCCAGAUUAAAAUUCAUUCCAGCUUGUACUCCCAGAACUAUCUAGUUACUAGGAGGGGAAAGGGCUAAUCACUACUCCAGCUUGUUCCAGGUGGAAGAUCCAACAGGGAAAGUCCUUGUAAGCACUAGAGCUUCCAGGACUGAGUGUCGUCCAGUGCCUGGGAGUGGAUAGAGUGAAUUCCUCAUUCAGAUCCAGGACAGAGUGGUUCCAGGACCCUAGUCAAGUCACAGCGACUGGGGUCAGGAGUGUUGAGGUUUGUCCCCAGCCGGGGUACAAGGAGCUCCGUUACAACCACCUUUUUGCCUAGUAGAUAUCUGAAGUUCCACUGGGACUCCUGAUAGGCCAGAGCCUGUUUGGUUCUAGCAAUCUUGAGUGCUGUGCAAAGGCACCUAGAGUGCCAUGCAUGGCACACAUGCCAGAGGUUGUCUACCCCUGUCCUAUAGAGGUGCCGGAACAUGACACGUGACACAGCCUGGCAUGUACAAAGCCUGGCAUAUGACAUGUGUACUUGUCAUAUGCAUGUAUUAUGUUUGACACAAAUUCUGGUAUUCUCAUGAAUUAGUUUAUGGAAUUGAGACUGGCAUGUGUUCUGCUUGGCAUGUGUUAGUAUGUAAUGUGUGCAGAACUUGGCAUAGAACAUGGGAUGUGGCACAGAGCCUGAUAUAUCAUGUAGUGUCUGGUACAGGGUAUAUAAUCUGACAUAAAGGUGUCAUAGAGUAAGGUAUGUGAUAAAUAGCUAAAUAGAACCCAACUUGUACUGAAAACUCUAAGAGCUACAGGGCAUGGCAUAGAGUCUGCCUUAUAACGAACAGGCUGGCUUAGUGUCUGGCUUAUAAUGCACAGGCUGGCUUAUACUCUGGCUUAUAAUACACAGACUGGCUUAGAGUCUAGUACAUGAUGCAGUCUUACUUAGGGUCUAGUACAUGAUGCAGAGCCUGGUUUAGAGUAGGCACGCAUUGGAGAGCCUGGCAGGUGGUAAAGAGUACUUGGCCUAUGUUAAAGAUCGUGGUGACAUGCCAGGAACAUGAUUAUGCCAUCUGGCAUGUGAUAUAGAGCAUGGUAUGGAGUCUGGUAUGUGGUGAAAAAAAAUUGAAGUGCCCAUCAUGUGGUGUACGGCUUGGCAUACAGACUGCGACAGGCCCUAUUAUGGAAACUAGUGUGUGGUGAAGAGUCGGGUGAAGCACCUGGCAUGUGAUAUAAAGUUGAGAGAACCUUGUUUGGGUUUAGAGCUCAGUAUUUUCUGUAGAACCUCAUUAAUUCUGGCACAUAUUUUAGAGCCUAACAUAUAGUCUGGCAUGUGGUGAAGGCUGAGAGAGGUUACUUUUUUAUGACAUCACUUCUGUAAAACUUGCUGUCACUGCAGGAGAGAGGGACGUAUUAUAAUCUCACCACUUGACUCCUUCAUUUCAAAGAAAAAUGUGAAAAGAAACACAGUUCCUGCUGCAGAAAUUAAUUUGCGUCUGCUUCUUCUCCACUUAGUGAUAAUAAUGGUUUAAUAAGAAAUACAAUCUUGCUAACAGUGAAUGCAGAAUUGAACCAGCAGAUGGACUUGAUCAGCUGGAAUUAUCAGAUAAAUCCAUGAUGGAAGGAUUUCAUAGGGAGUUAGCGCCACAGCAACAUUUUACACAUUUUAUGCAUCUGUAAAUGUGUCCAAAGUGCAUGUGUAUCUACGCACUUCUGUUUUACGUCUCUUCCCCAUACACUUAUGAAGCAUUGACUGGGUUAAGAACAUUUCUUCAAUUUAAUCAGGAACAUGGCUAAGCAAUUGUGACUGUACACAUGGCCUGACAAAGACCCUAUAAUGGUCAUCCCUUUUUUAGGGUCUUUGUCAGGCCAUAUUUACAGUCACAAUUCAACCCUAUCUAAUAAAAAAACAUUUUAAAUAGAAAAGGGGAAGUAACUGUUACUGGGGUGAACUGUUUUAACACAUGAAAUAUCAAGCAACAUUAUGUUAUUUUUAUCAUGCAAUAUACAUGCAAUCAAGAACCCUAUUUUAUAUCAUUCUCGCCAUUUUCUUAUGUGUGAACCUAAAGGGAUACUAUAGUGUUAGGAAUACAAAGCUGUAUUCUUAACACUAUACUUCCCUCUGCCUCCUCACCCUCACAGCCAAUAAAGGAUUGAUAACCAUUUAUAAACUUACUCGAUUACAUCACCAAGGUCCCUCGGCACUGGGUCGACGAUCCGCCUCCUCCGACGUUAUCAGACAGGGGGUUAAUGUGCAGAUGUGCAUGCGUAUUGAGCACAUUAGGCCCACUCCAUUGGAAAGCAUCUAACCAAUGCUUUCUUUUAGAGAUUUUACUGACGCUGGAUGUCCUUACGCAGAGCGUCAGGCGACUUAAAGUCUGAUAAUAUCCAGGAAGCGACACUCGUGGCUGUCAGAUAGCAUCAUGGAUGUCAGAUAGACAUUGCAGGCCUAAGGGCAAUAGGGACACUGUACCCAGACCACUUCAAUGGGAUGAAGUGGUCUGGGUGAAUAUAGUUUCCCUUUAAUACACAAUGACAACAAAACAAAUGUUCUGUUUAUAAAUAAUACAAUAUAUAUAGAUAUUUAGAGGUGCAAAGGUUGAAUAUAAAAUAAGGAAGUAUUACUUUACUAAGAGGAUACUGGAUGCAUGACAUAGAAUUCCAGCUGAAGUGGUAGAGGUUAACACAAUGAAGGAGUUUAAACAUGCAUGGGAUAGGCAUAAGGCUAUCCUAACUAUAAGAUAAGGCCAGGGACUAAUGAAAGUAUUUAGAAAAUUGGGCAGACUAGAUGGGCCGAAUGGUUCUUAUCUGCCGUCACAUUCUAUGUUUCUAUAUAAGUAUAUAUAUAUACAGUGGCGGACUAAGGAGGGGGCGGUCCGCCCCGGGUGCCACCUGGUAGGGGGGUGCCUUGACCCUUGUCUUGGGGCUGGAGGGGGCUGUGUGAGCUGUGCCCCAUAGCAGCUGGGGUGUCGCACAGCUCACACGGAGACCAGCAAGCUUAAUUGGCCGCACGGGAGGAAGAAGGGGCGGAGUUACUGCCAUUCAGGGGUGGGGCGGGGCUUAACACGGCUCUUACAAGCUGCUGUUAAUGCUGCACAUGGUGGUGUGUGUGUGUGGCUGUAACUAUGUGUAUGACUGUCUGCCUGUGACUGUAUAUGUGACUGUCUGCCUGUAACAGUGUGCAUGACUGUGUGUAACUGCCUGUAACUGACUGUGUGUGUACAACUGUCUGGCUGUAAAUAUGUGUGUGUGUGUGUAACUGUCUGCCUGUAACAGUGUGUGUGUGUGUGUGUGUGUGUGUGUGUGUGUGUGUGUGUAACGGUCUGCCUGUAAUUGUGUGUGUGUGUAUGUAACUGUCUGUCUGUAACUGUGUGUGUGUGCGUAACUGUCUACCUGUAACUGUGUGUGUGUAUGGCUGUAACUAUGUGUAUGACUGUCUGCCUGUGACUGUAUAUGUGACUAUCUGCCAGGAACAGUGUGCGUGACUGUGUGUAACUGCUUGUAACUGACUGUGUGUGUGUAACUCUCUAUCUCUCUACCUGUAACUGUGUGUAUGACUGCCUGUGACUAUACGUGUGAUUGUCUGCAUGUGACUGUGUGCGUGUGACUGUCUGCUUGUACCUGUGUGUGACUGUCUGCCUGUAACUGUGUGUGAGGGAGUGCAGGAAUUUUGUAGAAGGGGGCAGGGGUUUGAAAAAAAAAAAAAAAUUUGUUCAAUACAUUUUUUUUAAAAUGUAAAAAAAAGAACAAAUUUUAAAAACUUAGUUGGGUGUUUUUUUUUGGAGAUGGGGUGCCAAACCCAGGACCCGCCCCGGGUGCCACAUGCUCUAGGUACGCCCCUGUAUAUAUAUAUAUAUAUAUAUAUAUUUAUGUAUAUAUAUAUAUAUAUACAAUUCCAGCAUCCUUUGUAGGUUAUUUAGGAAGUACCUUUUAUUUUCUUAUUUUUUUCAAACCAGGUAGUUGUAGAACCAAAGCAUAUCUUUGUAUUAAAGCUAUUAAACAUCUAACAUCAUGAAACAGAUCUAAGAUGGCACAUAAUGUGGCGAAAUAACAGGUAAUCAUGGACGCUUUAUGUAUUAUUUUUACAGGUGGUCAGUUUCGUCAGCCUGCGGUAUGACAGCGCCCCCCCAUGGAUGGUGCUCUGUGUGCUGUGGUGCUCAAUGGCACAGACUCUCCUUCUCCCAUCUUUCAUCUGGUCCUGUGCCCGAUAUCGUGCAGACCUGCGCACUGUGUGGGAACACUGUGCCUCCAUGCUGUCUGACAGUGGAGGAGACGAUGGUAAGUGGGCAAUAAGGGGUACUCUGAAAGACGCACUUGGAGGGGCAGAGGGAAAUGACAAGCAAGGAAUGAAGAGGUCACAAAGAGACAGAUAAAGGGGCAAGGGGGAGAAGAUAAAAGUAUUAGGAUGUUUUGGUUAAUAUAAGAUAAUAUUUAUUAAUCUUGGUAACAAAUGAAAAAGAGACAAGUAUCCACUUGGGUUCUGAGAGCUUAGAUUACUGUGAGCAGAAAGUGGAUGGUAAGAGGAACCCCAGGAAUUUGUAGAGAAUAGUUGGCUUUGUUACUUGGCCAAACCAUUUUUCACAAGAAUAGGAUGUUGAAAAAGCUAAGAUAAUAAGUACAUGCCCAAAAAGAUUUUUAAUUUUUUUAACUAUGAACAAAAUUUUGUUGUAAAUCUACUUUAAUUUAUCAUAAAACCUGUAUCUACAUUUAGGUUGUUUUUUUUGUUGUUAAAUAUUUACUCAAUCUCACCCUUAAACUACCAAUAUCCCACGGUUAUUUUCUGUCUAGAUCCAAAUUAAAUGUACUCUAAUUAAUAUGCCGCAUUGUCCUGUGUCUUAACAAGAACUGAGAAGUCCAAGGAUUAUACUCUUGAUCUGUUCUUGACAAGCCCAGUCAUGAGAGGAGUACAGCCAUCAAGUUUAUACAGGUGUUAGGAUUUGAAGAAUACCAAACACUCCAAACUUAAGUUAACACUAAAAGAUAAUCUGAAUAUUAAAGCAUAUUAACGGACCUUAGAAUAGCUGAAUUUAAAGCUAAUAUAUAGAAUAGUACAGAACAGGCCCAGGUCAGGGAGACAAAGAGUAUUUAAAUGGUAGUUAAGACAAGCCAGAUAUCAAAGAAUACAGAAGAAAGAAUAGUCAAGGUACAAACUGGGAACAAAAUACUAUAGAAUCAAAAAAUAUUACUAGCUCUCAGAAUCACAAAGUAAAAGACGACAGGGCACAGAGAAAUAAUCAAAAUAAGCUUAUAUAGCUCAGGAGGGCAGUUAUUGGUCAGUGGCUGUCAUGCUACCCCAGAAGUGUGAUGACGCACUCAUUUUCGCGUCAGUUAAAUAACCUGUGAAGGCAGAGUCAUAUAAGGGCCCUGAUUUACAGUGACCAGCGUCAUACUGAAUGCUGGAGGAAACCGAGGACAAAUGAGACAGAGGAAAAGCAGCAUAGGCGGCAUGCGAAACAGCCACGCUGGGACGUGCCAUACCAGAGCACGAGCCAGUGAGUAUCAUGACAAUAAGGUUACAUAGGGUUGUUACAUUGUGCCUCUAUACACCGAUCCCACAGUUGUUCUACAACCAUCCCUAAAGACUAUAGAUAUUCCAUAGUCUCUAAACACGAAUCCUUUUACAUUCAUUUCUGCUGGAAUAUAAUUCUUGGACAUGUAUGUAACUUUCUCCCUUUUCUUCACUAAUUUAACUUGAUCCACAAAUACCUGUUGACAGAUUUAAUUCUUCUCUUUGUUACUCAUCAUAUCUUUACAGACAGUGGUCGGGAGGACUUUGCAGACGGACGUUUGUGUGAGGUUAGAUUUGAUUCUAAUGGAGCCUCAUUAAAGAGACCCCCACACUACAUUGGGGGGGAGUUGAGGGACGGAAAGUUCUUGCCAGCCCGACAUGUUCUGCUGCCCACGGACCGGAGCCAGUACCUACAGGUUCAUCGGCAUCAGGUGAGGCGAGUCCACCAAUGUACCUCAGAUGACCAGCAGUGGAUGAAGUUGUGUGCCCACUAGGUCAAAGAGGGAAGUGUUAGGGGGUGUAGAGAUUUGGUAAAUAUUUCACAUUCCAAUAACUGGCAUCUGAUCUCAGUCAUAUUGACAUUUUAAUUUCCUUUAAAUGCGCUGAAUUUCAAUAUAUCUAAAAAUUCUGUGAUCUGGUAACCAAGUUACAUUGGGUUCCCAAUCUUCUAAUCUGAUAUAUUGAUUCAUAAAUUUGAAUGGGUAGUUGUCUGAACAAUAUAUAGUAUUGAGCAGAACCUAGUUAGAAAUAAAAACUAUUUAGAAGUGAUGUCCCGAACUGUUUGCCGAACGGUUCGCGAACGGUUCGCCACGAACGCUUCGCCGCGGACUCAUCAUUGAGUAAACUUUGACCCUGUACCUCACAGUCAGCAGACACAUUCCAGCCAAUCAGCAGCAGACCCUCCCACCUACUGGACAGCUCACUAAGAAUGCAGCUUCACAAUGGAUGCUGUCCAAGAGUUGGGAGGGAGGGUCUGCUGCUGAUUGGCUGGAAUGUGUCUGCUGACUGUGAGGUAGAGGGUCAAAGUUUACUCAAUGAUGAGUCUGUGGCGAACCAUUCGUGGCGAACCGUUCGCGAACCGUUCAGCGAACAGUUCGGGACAUCACUAUUUAGAACCAUAUUUUAAAAUUAAAAAUAACACGAACAUAUAUCGACCCUAUGUGAUAUUUCUUACCAACAUCUAUAUCCUCCUCCAACUGUAGUAAAUUUUUGGUUUGAGGGUAAAUAUUUUAUUUAUGUCGUAUACGUGGUCAAGUAUUUUUCGGCAUACAUUUUGUGGCUGGGAAUGUGCUAAACAUACAUUUACUCAGGGCCGGCCUUAGGCAAUUAGGCGCCCUGUGCAAAAAGUCUUCACGGCGCCCCCCCCACCUCCCACCAAGUUGCCUGAAUACAGUAACACACACAGGCACCGGGGACGUGUGUAUCACGAGGCAAACAAGGCAUCUGCCUUGGGCGCCACUUUGCAGGGGGCGGCAAAAAAAAGCAUCCCUCCAAACCCCAGGCAGAUCCCUUGCUUGCCUCGCAUCCUGGGGGGCUCAAGAGCUGACCGGCUGGCCACUUUUGAGCCCCCCCAAGGCUGGCAGCGGGCAGCGAAGGAGCAUACUCACCUGAGCUCUUCCUGCUCAGCUUCCUCUGCGCCGCUUAAUGAAGCCGGGAGCCAGAAUAUGACGUCAGUCCGGCUCCCGGCAUCACUAAGCGCUGCUUACUCAGCCUGUGCGCCCCCUGCCUGCCUGCCCAGCAGCCACACUGGACUGCUGGUAAGAAAUCCACUCCAGCUUUCCCAGGGAGGCUGGGUGGAUUUAAAAUAAAUGUAAAAAUAUUAGUUUGUGAGUGUUAGUGGAAAUGUCUGUGUGUGUGUCUGUGAGUGUUUAUUUUGAAGUGAAUGUGUGUGUGUGUGUGUGUCUGUAAGUGUGUAAUUGUGUGUGUCUGUAAGUGAAUGUGUGUGUGUCUGUGAGUGAAUGUGUGUGUUGGUCAGUGAGUGUAUAUGUGUCAGUCAGUGAGUGUAUAUGUGUCAGUCAGUGAGUGUGUAUGUGUCAGUCAGUGAGUGUGUAUGUGUCGUCAGUGAGUGUGUAUGUGUCGUCAGUGAGUGUGCGUCUGUCAGUGAGUGAGCGUCUGUCAGUCAAAGUGCGGCCUUGACAGGAAGGGGUGGGGGAAAUUUAAACUCGGUUACAGGCAUGUACACACACACUCAGUUAAAGGCAGUCACACAUACAGGCACAGGCACAAACAAUGGCUACAGCGACACACACAGACAGACAGUCACAUAGGCAGUCACACACACAGACAGACACACAGUAACACACACAUAGACAGUUAUACACACACAGGCAGGCAGUCACACAGAUAGAAAGUCACACACACAGGCAGGCAGUCACACACAGACAGAUAGUUACAGACAGACACACACAGGCAGGCAGGCAGUCACAUACAGGCAGUCACACACACAGGCAGUCACACACACAGACAGACAGUCACACACACAGACAGUCACACAGACAGACAGUCUCACACACACAGGCAGUCACACACAUGGGCAGUCACACACAUGGGCAGUCACACAGACAGACAGUCACACAGACAGACAGUCACACACACAGGCAGUCACAUACAUGGGCAGUCACACAGACAGACAGUCACACACACAGACAGUCACACACAGGCAGGCAGUCACACACAGAGACAGUCACACACACACACACAGAGACAGACAGUCACACACACACACACACACACAAGGACAGGCAGUCACACAGACAGACAGUCACACACACACACACACACACACACAGACAGACAGUCACACAAACAGGCAAACAGUCACACACACACACUUACCUCUUUCCAGUGGAUGCAGUUGGCUGAUGGGGAAGCAUCUUUCCCUCUUCCUGUACAGCAGGGGCUUCGGGAGGUAUUAGCCCGUCUCCGCCUCUCGAUAAGCCCCGCCUCCGCCGCUCGGUAAACCCCGCCCCCUCUGCCGCGAUUUUUUUUUUUUUAAAUAGACCUGGGUGGAGAACAAUUAAUCCUCCAGCCAGGUACCUCUUUUAGCUCCCCUGCACUCCGGCCAUGAGUGAGCUGUGUCGGCCACAGGGCGCCCCCUGUUCCAUGGCGCCCUGUGCGGUCGCACAGCUCGCACACCCCUAAGGCCGGCCCUGCAUUUACUGUACAUGUGCAUUUUGUUUAGAUUUUGUGCACUGUGCAUUUUGAUUAGAUUUUGUAUGUAAAAACAUACUUAUACAUAUUUAGUGAUCACGGGAUGAAUGCCAAGGGGUUAAAAGUAUCAUCUAUACUAAUGCUCGGUCACUAUGUAUAACACUCAUCCCAAAGCCAAGAUUGCUUUAAAGGAGGGUGUAGGAUUAUUCAUAGCCCCCUCCCCUCCUCCCUUGCUCCUCUUACAUAGGAACACAACUCAAAAAGAAAAAACUCAAAUUCAUCAAGUUCAUACUAUUGCAUAUUCCUGUUGCUGCUAUUUUUUUUUUAAAUAAGGUAGAAACAAAUCAAAACAAAUCCUUAUUAAUUUCAAAUCAUCAGUGUGGUUUCUCCUCCGACCAACACGUUAUUAAUAAAUAGUAAAUUUUCCUAUUAAUCUUGUUGAUAAAUAAUAAUAUAUAUUUUUAAGAAUUUGUUUUACUUUAUGUUUCCUCCAGCUAAUAUCUCUUUCUGCUGUGGUACGUGAUAUUUCUUUCCCUAAAAUGUUAAUUUAGAACCUCUUGCACAUUCCUGUUAAUGAAUAAGUCACCAGAGAGACCUCCAUUGACACUAUAUGAAUUUGUAUUAUGUUAUCAUAUUGCGUCAAAGAAGCACCCUUUGAUGUUAAAAAAAAAAUGUUGUAGGUUUCCUUUAGAAGCAAAAUCUUCCAUUCCCUUUGUUAUUUUUUUAGUCUGCCUCUUCACUUUUCCAUUUCCAUUAAGUCCUUCUUGAAAACUAAUGCCCAACUACACCUUAUACCAAAUAAUUAAAUAUGAUAUUUUCAUCAGAUGAAUAAUCAUUGUAUGUAUAAUGGUGUCCUGCUGGCUUCUGCAGCCUCUGAGUGACAUUUCCCUUUGUUGCCUUACCUAUUGUCUCCAUUUACUCCCAAGCCAUUAUCAUUUUACUCCCAAGCCAUCCUAGAGUGUAAAGCGUGUUCAUAUUUGGUACCUAACUUAAUAGCACAGCCUUUAACUACAUUUCACAUGGCACAUGUCUGAUCACAUUAGCUGUGUGUAGGAGAUUAGCUGUGUACUAGUGUUUAGAAAGGUUUUAGGAUUUCCAUUCUUUUAUUAGGUGUUUGAUGGAGCUACCUGUGUUUACCUGGGUUUUGUGUAGCUGUGUUUUAUGUGUUAGUUGUGUCUAUAUUUUGGGAUUUACCUAUUUUCUAGUGUUAUUUGAAAGUGUUACUUGUAUAAUACAGUUAAAUGUAUUUUAGUUGUUGGUGGGGUUUUCCUGUGUUUCUGUUUGUAGCUCUGUUUUUUUUUUUCAUCAUUGGUGGGUAAGGUGAUAAGCCACAAACACUAAGAGAAGAUCAAAUUAAUACUUUGAGAAUGCAAAGGAGCAGAGUGUGUUGGUGGAAGUUAAUAUGAUAAUAUUCUCUAUUCCGUGAUAGGUGUAGGUUGAGUAAAUAGCUGUAUGUUAUAAUAAAGAAUUAAAAUGUGGAACCUGCGAUUAUGUGGCAUUUGUAUAGCAAUUACUCUUAUACGUACGUUCUGUUGUGUUUGAAGCUUAUCAAUCUAAUCAGCAGCAAUAGAUGUCUAUAAUGUUAGGGUAGAAAGAGAUGCAAAAAAUUGACCUAUAGUCUAUACGUCUAUACGUAACCACGAUGCAUUCUCUAUACAGGUUCCAUUAUCCCGGCGGAUGUCACAUGAUGAGAUUGACAUGUUUCCAGCUCGUUCUUCUCCGCUCCUGCUCAGGUGGUCUUCCUCAGAUGAUGUUCGAGGGGGGAAUGGAUCGAGCCGGGGUGGUAGUCCCUCUAGCCCCCGUCGUGGUUAUGAUGUACAGCCCUGGAGUCGCCACCCUCCCUCUCGUAGAGAGGGUGAGGAUGGACUUACUUCCCUGCAGCAGUUUUUGGCCGGUGGUCUAGGUGGCCCAGCAGGAUUUGGUGGGGGAAUGCAUAAUUCUUUCUUCCGGGAUGAAAUAACAGCAUUUAUUGAUGAUACCCCCUGCCCCUCACCUAUUGGGACACCCCACAGAGUUCGGGCAGCACCACGGGCCUCUCCCCUCCCAAGGAGGGGGCUGGAAGGGGGGGUGGCAUGGGGAGCUUCAGGUGAGAGACGUCUAUCCCUUUGUAGUGCUCCACAUGGAGUCCCAGAAUCACGUAGAGCCUCACUCUCUGAAAAGGGUUCUAGAGGUCGCCCUUAA
Pelobates cultripes (western spadefoot toad) is the source of this 23494-nucleotide messenger RNA. NCBI's taxonomy places the organism in Eukaryota, Metazoa, Chordata, Amphibia, Anura, Pelobatidae. The record is from the annotation of a GenBank genome assembly.